Messenger RNA from Erinaceus europaeus (western European hedgehog), 954 nucleotides. It is a transcript of the gene C7H13orf42, whose product is annotated as chromosome 7 C13orf42 homolog. The coding region runs from base 1 to 954 and encodes 317 amino acids. NCBI's taxonomy places the organism in Eukaryota, Metazoa, Chordata, Mammalia, Eulipotyphla, Erinaceidae. The transcript has 4 exons. The record is from RefSeq and is a predicted model, not a curated record.
AUGUUCAGAAAGCUGCACUCAGUCUUCCACACCAGCCCACAGAGGAAGGUGGAGGUGGCUAAGAGCCCUUACUACGACAGGGCUGGCUCAGGUGUGAGGCUGAUUCGCAGCAGUUCCAUGUACGUGGUGGGGGACCACGGGGAGAAGUUCAGUGAGUCGCUGAAGAAAUACCGGAGCACCAGCAGCAUGGACACCAGCCUGUACUACCUGCAGCAGGAGGGGGACCGCGCCUGGAUGUACUCCCGCACCCAGGACUGUCUGCAGUACCUGCAGGAGCUGCUGGCACUGCGGAAGAAGUACCUCAAGAGCCUCAGUGAACUGAAGGCCCACCACAGCCACGGUGCAUCCUCCACCUCCUCCAAGUCCUCCAAGGGGGCCAAAAAGGCCCUGGUCCAGCACAUCUCCAAAGAGACGAAGAAAGCCAAUAAGAAAUACUCGCAGUUCAGUGCGGAUGUGGCAGAGGCCAUGGCCUUCUUUGAUGCCAUCAUUGCUGAGCUGGACACAGAGAAGUGGCCACGUGCAGCUGAGACCUCAGCAGAGCCCCUGAGUGAAGAUGUGGACUUUGAUGUGGCCACCAGCUCCCGGGAGCACAGCCUGCACUCCAACUGGAUCCUGCGGGCACCACGCCGGCACUCUGAGGAUGCAGCUACAUUCGCUCUACACACGGCUGAAGGUCUGUUCCAAAGGAAUGGAGAGUAUAGGACCCUGGGCACGCAGAGGAGGCUGGAGCGGCACCCCAUUUAUCUACCAAAGGCUGUGGAAGGGGCCUUAAACACCCUGAAAUUUAAGCCCAAAGCCUGCAAGAAAAAUCUGGGAACCUCCAGGCAGAUUCUCAUCAGCUUCUCAGGAGACGAUAUGCACUGGGACAUGGAGCUCUUUGCACUGGAGCCUCUGGCAUCUCCAGAGGAGGACUGCUUGGAGACUGAGAACCCCAAAGGGCAGUGGCUACUCUGA